Molecule: messenger RNA, 939 nt
Organism: Saccharomyces kudriavzevii IFO 1802
Lineage: Eukaryota; Fungi; Ascomycota; Saccharomycetes; Saccharomycetales; Saccharomycetaceae
Gene: RFM1
Product: Rfm1p
Exons: 1
Coding region: 1-939 (312 amino acids)
Source: RefSeq, a predicted model, not a curated record
AUGAGUACGAAUACAGAAAUCAUAAAAAAUAAUGAUCUGCAAGGCCUGGUCGAUAAUAAGAGGAAGCUGGUCAAUGAAAUAAGAGAAUUCGAAAAGUCCAUCAAGCCUAUAGAGUUUGAAUCAUAUCAGGAUUAUUUUCUAAUAAAAACAUUUAAAAAAGGAAUAUCUGCGAGUGGUCAUGUGGAUAUUGAUAGCCUAAGAAAUAAAGAAUAUGGAAUUUAUUAUAAGAAAAUCAAAAAGAACUCUGCACAAGAUGUUGGUGUGCCUAUUCCAUCGAAUCCCUCAUCGUCCUCUUCUUCUACCAGAUCAAGCUCGUCAAUUGACAUUAGUGACACGGAAUAUUCAGGUGAUAAUAAUCCUGUUACGGCUGGUGAUAAUGCGACCGGACGAAGAAGACGGACCAGAUCUCAAGUAACCCAAAGGGAAAACAGUGUACCAAUUUCUUUACCCUCAAUUCGUGAGGCUAAAGCCGAUGAUGACGAUGGAGCCAUUUCAGAGAUAAAUAGUAGCGAAUUACCCUUUCCUAUUCCAAUUUCAGAGGUUGACAACCUCGAUAUUGCUUCAGAUAUUACUGAAAGGGAUGGUGUCAGAAGAAGAUCAUCAAGAAUAUCGGAAAGAGACAAAAGACGUUCGCAAUCUAGGCUGGAGUCUGAAGAAGAUGAAGAAGGCGACGAACAUGACAUGGAUGAAGGGGAGACAAAAAUUCAGGAUCUUUAUGAAAGCUUGGUGCCCAAAAUUUUGGAGCCACGUAGGAGAUCAGAUUGGAUUCUUCCUCCCAAGGCAAGGUACACGCCUGAGAAGCAAAUGAGGACCAAACCAUCGUUCAAGAGUAUAAAGAUAAACGAACUUGUCGGGAAUAAAAGGAUACGAAGUAUAUUAUCUAGAUUUGAAGGUGGUGUUGCGGGUAUACGCAAAAGAGAUUGGGAUUCUACCCAAUAA